Molecule: messenger RNA, 2346 nt
Organism: Scleropages formosus (Asian bonytongue)
Lineage: Eukaryota; Metazoa; Chordata; Actinopteri; Osteoglossiformes; Osteoglossidae
Gene: six2a
Product: SIX homeobox 2a
Exons: 2
Coding region: 360-1250 (296 amino acids)
Biological process (GO): regulation of transcription by RNA polymerase II
Cellular component (GO): nucleus; transcription regulator complex
Molecular function (GO): RNA polymerase II cis-regulatory region sequence-specific DNA binding; DNA-binding transcription factor activity, RNA polymerase II-specific
Source: RefSeq, a predicted model, not a curated record
UCGCCAGCUUAGAAUAAUAUUAUUAAAACACGCGAACGACUCCGGGUUUUAAGAGUACGUUAUGUGGAAACUCCAUAGAAAAGGUGGAGAUCGACUCUGGAAGGAGUAAAAACUUUGUUUCUUUGACGUUUUAUGGGAUUGCCGUGCGCGAUACGUGAUUUCUGAGCCGGACUAAAACUGUUUUUUUUUUCCCCUUUUUUUCACACCAAGGCUGGAUUUUAUCGUUCUAAUUUUGAGACACUUUUGUGCUGCUGCUGCUGCGCAGGACCUACAGGAUUCGGGCUUUUGAUGUCUUAGUCUAAGAGCAGAGAUAGUGGAGAGUAUCAUCACUUGUUCCGAUUUAACUAGCGAUCAUCAUCAUGUCCAUGCUUCCGACGUUUGGUUUCACGCAGGAGCAAGUUGCGUGUGUGUGCGAGGUGCUCCAGCAAGGAGGGAACAUCGAGCGCCUGGGCCGCUUCCUCUGGUCGCUGCCCGCCUGCGAACACCUCCACAAGAACGAGAGUGUGCUCAAAGCCAAGGCCGUGGUGGCCUUCCACCGGGGCAACUUCAGAGAACUGUACAAAAUCCUGGAGAGCCACCAGUUCUCCCCGCACAACCACCCGAAGCUGCAGCAGCUGUGGCUCAAGGCGCACUACAUCGAGGCGGAGAAGCUGCGGGGUCGCCCCCUCGGGGCCGUGGGCAAGUACCGCGUCCGCAGAAAGUUCCCCCUGCCGCGCUCCAUCUGGGACGGAGAGGAGACGAGCUACUGCUUCAAGGAGAAGAGCCGGAGCGUCCUGAGGGAGUGGUACACCCACAAUCCGUACCCGUCCCCGCGGGAGAAGAGGGAGCUGGCCGAGGCCACGGGACUGACCACCACCCAGGUCAGCAACUGGUUCAAAAACAGGCGGCAGAGGGACCGGGCGGCCGAAGCCAAAGAAAGGGAGAACAGCGAGAACUCCAACACGAACAGCCACAACCCGCUGACUUCCUCCAUCAAUGGGAAUAAAACGAUCUUGGGGAGCUCGGACGACGACAAAACGCCGUCGGGGACCCCGGACCACAGCUCGUCGAGCCCGGCUUUGUUGCUGACCUCGAGCUCGGGGCUGCCGCCGCUGCACGGCCUCGCGCCGCCGCCGCCGCCGGGCCCGAGCGCCAUCCCGGUGCCCGUGUCGGUGCCCGUGCCCAGCGCGGACCCCGUGCACCACCACCACUCCUUACACGACACCAUACUGAACCCUAUGUCGUCCAACCUGGUCGAUCUGGGCUCUUAAGCACAGUGACUUAUUCUGAUUUUUUUUUUUUUUUUAAUUUUAUUUUUUAUUUUUAAAGACAUUUAAUGAGAAACUUCAGACACUUUGAAGUGAUGUAAAAAAGCGAAGUCAAGGAGAGAAUCUAGAGGACAUGAUGUGUGCGACACACGGGGAGAGAGAGGUGAGAUGGCGAGAAGCCGGCAUGGUAGGAGGUGAAAAGAUAUUUUCUUAGAAUGUAACAACGGGUUGUGUCGCGCGAAAGAUAAAACGUCUUAAUUCUUAUUAUCAUCGUAAUUAUUAUUUUAGAGGACAGACUUACAACAGAUCCGUGUACACCGAAUCCUGUGUAUACCCCCCAAAAUCCUCUUCAUCUGUUUGCAGAAAGGCCGCAUUCAUUUUUAUUUCUAACGGGGUGUCAUAAUGGAGAUGGAGAUGUUGUUAUAAUAGCAGCAGUCUGAAACAAAAAAAGAUUAUAAUGUCUUCUUUUCAUUUGUAUUUUAUUUUGGAGAGCGACUGCAUGUAAACUUGCGAAUAAUAAAAUAUGAAAAAAAAAAUCGAUACCAACAUAGUUUCAUAUACCCUUUACAAUAAAAUUAAACAUUGAAUCUAUAAAAAGGGAGCGUGUUUCAUUUAUCUUGUACGACUUCGGCGCAGUUCUGCUCUGUCAUCAUAAAGUUUUUCUCGAAAAGGACUUUAGUCGUUCUGUUUGUAAAGCGCUCGAUUGCUCUGAAGUUGUAUGAAAUCACGUUCGCUCUGCUGCAGAGACAAAAAUUAUAUCUCAUUCUCACUGAACUGUGCGCAGAACUAUGCAUUCGUAUCCAAAAAGAGCCAUGUAUAAUCAGAACAGCAUGAGGAGCUAGCAGGUAGUGUGGUGUUUAGGGCUGUUUCGUUGCAGCUGAAAGGUCUAUGGUUCGAAUCCCAAACCGAUGUAGAAGCCUUGAUCGAGGAACUUACCCAAAAUAGAUACAGUAACAAAAUUCAGCCGUGUAAAAUGGAUAAAUCAUGGGAAAGCUGAUUGUUUAAAUCGCCAUGGACAAAGGAGUCAACUAAAUAAAGGUUAGUAGUAACAAACUUGCAAGAAAAUGAAUAUGAUCACACAAAAAAAAAAAAAAAAAAA